CCGACAUUCAGUUGUAACAAAGCGGUAUAUUGAACUUGGAAGUUGUAUUCCGUUUCCUACAUCAGAGAGAUCAAUUAGUAUUUUAAUUUUAACGAACAAAGAUCGUAAGGUUUCAUUGCCAAAAAGUCUCUGAAACACGAAAUAACACGUAAAUCCAUUGAUCAUUAAAGCAAUUCACGCUUCACGAGAACUUCGACAAAGAAUAGACUGACGAAAAAUGAAUGAAGACGAGAUUUUAUCUGUAGGAAUCGCUGACUUACCAAAUCAAAGACACAAAAUCGUGUCGCGUAAUGGAGCUGCUUUGACACUUAUGCUUUGUGGUGAAUCGGGACUCGGUAAAACGACGUUUUGCAAUACAUUGUUUUCUACUUCUAUUAAGCCCCAUAUGGACAUUGAGACGCGUCGCUCUAAACAUAUGGAGAAAAGCGUGGAAAUCGAAAUUACCAAAGCGGAAUUAGAAGAAAAGAAUUUUCAUUUGAGACUUACUAUGAUUGAUACUCCAGGAUUUGGAGAUUUUAUUAAUAAUACUGGUUGCUGGGAAUCCAUUCUAGAGUUUAUAGAGGAUCAGCAUGAGUCGUACAUGCGACAGGAUCAACAACCAGAUCGAACAAAGAUUAUUGACAUGCGUAUUCAUGCGUGCUUAUACUUUCUCCGACCAGUACGAAAUGGCUUACGACCUAUGGAUUUGGAGGCUAUGAAGCGUCUGUGCAAACGUGUCAAUUUAAUUCCCGUGAUUGCCAAAUCAGACAUGUACACUAGACGUGAUUUAGCCAUGUACAAGACACGCAUAGCACAAGUGCUUGACUAUCAUCAGGUCAACAUCUAUAAACCAAGUAUAGAUGAAGGAGACCCGGUUUUCCAGCGUCAAAUUCAAGGAAUCAUCAGCGCAAUGCCUUUCGCAAUUGUUAGUAGCGAAGAUGAUAUUCGAACUACUGAUGGCCGCGUUGUUAAAGGUCGAAAGUAUCCAUGGGGUAUCGUCGAGGUUGAAAGUGAAGAACAUUGUGAUUUCAAACAGCUACGAAAUCUUUUGAUUCGAAGCUGUAUGUUAGACCUAAUUCAAAGAACUGAAGACAUUAUUUAUGAGGAAUAUCGACAAGAACAGAUGCAAGUUCGCCAAUACGGGGAGCCAAAAUUAAGGACAAUUGACAAUACCAAGUUUAAGGAGGAGGAAGAAAAUCUCAGAAGAAGGUUCACCGAGCAAGUUCGACAAGAAGAGGCUCGUUUUCGACAAUGGGAACAAAGGUUGAUUGCCGAGCGUGACAACUUAAACAAGGACCUUGAAGCUCAACAUGUUCAAAUAAAACAACUAGAACUUGAAAUUGAACGACUAAAGCUAAACAGUUCUUCCCGUAAACGUUAAUUUCUUUGUGAUCAUCGACAAAUAAUUCUGCAUAUAUACCAUGACUUUUCCAUGCCUUCUUCAAUCGGUUUGAUAGAAUCAAGGUGCUUGUAUUAAACUUUUUCUUCCUUUCCUUCUUUAUUUGUUAUCCAUGGUUAAUUAAGCUUCCUAUUUUUUAAUGAUUUCUACUCUCUUUUUUAUUCAUUGUUCUAAUCUCGAAGUUAGUAAAGACAUGAAAACGGCAGUCCAAGACCAUGCUAUUUCCCUCUCUUCUGUGGUUGCAUCAUGCCAUUAUUUGGAGUUAUAUGUAAUUUAAAUUCCAAUGAAUUCCCGUACCGUUUUUGAGUUCUUUUCUAUCUUUUUCAAGUUAAGUAGUUUGAUAUCUUCCAAGGAAUAGCCCAAACGAGAUAUAUAUUUUUUGCUUUAGACUUCUACCUUGACUUUUUUUACCACUAUAUAAAGACUUUGGAAAAUGCCCAAGAAAGACCCUUACCAAACUGUCGUGACAAAAAUGAUUUAUAUAAACUGAUUAUAAUUUGCUUGAUUUAUGUACAAUUAAUAGAGCCAUUAAUUGAAAAAGGCAUUCAUGUUUUAAAGUGCGUUAAAAAUAGAAGUUACUUUGAAUGCUCAUUGCUUAUUUAAACAUCUACAGGAAUUUCAGCGUUCUGGUUGGGAUUCUUUUCUAUUAAAUAACAAUAAGCUAGGAACAAUUGAAUUCCCUAACGUGUUCCAAUCCAGAAAGACCUUCAGUCAAUCUUUAGGUUAGAAAUAUAGUUUUUUUUGUUGUACGGCCAAAGCUAUAUGUAAAUGGUGAAUUUAGAGCUUUUAUUAUUUGAGUUUAUCUACAAUCAUAAGAUUCCGCUUUAAAUAACUAUUACCGUUCAAAAUGAAACGACUAAACUGAGUAAGGCACUCAGUUGUGCCACACAUAAUUCUGAACACUGCCUUCUUCCAGCACUCAAGUGAGCUAUA
Molecule: messenger RNA, 2311 nt
Organism: Schizosaccharomyces octosporus yFS286
Lineage: Eukaryota; Fungi; Ascomycota; Schizosaccharomycetes; Schizosaccharomycetales; Schizosaccharomycetaceae
Product: septin Spn4
Exons: 1
Coding region: 218-1360 (380 amino acids)
Biological process (GO): cytoskeleton-dependent cytokinesis
Cellular component (GO): septin complex; cell division site; cytosol
Molecular function (GO): molecular adaptor activity; GTP binding; GTPase activity
Source: RefSeq, a predicted model, not a curated record